Messenger RNA from Sclerotinia sclerotiorum 1980 UF-70, 4173 nucleotides. RefSeq lists its product as hypothetical. Gene Ontology annotation, molecular function: ATP hydrolysis activity; ATP binding. Gene Ontology annotation, cellular component: peroxisomal membrane; cytosol. Lineage: Eukaryota; Fungi; Ascomycota; Leotiomycetes; Helotiales; Sclerotiniaceae. Bases 1 to 4173 code for a protein of 1390 amino acids. Gene Ontology annotation, biological process: protein import into peroxisome matrix. The record is from RefSeq and is a predicted model, not a curated record. The transcript has 2 exons.
AUGUCAAUAACCUCCAACAACACUAUGGCAUCCUUUGCACAAAGCAAGAAACGAAAAAGAAGACGUCAAGAUAAGGCAUCCAUUUCAGCAAGAUUGAUUCUGGAUGAGCAUAUGAAAGGGGAUGUGGGAAUCAUAUCUGAGGAUUUGACAAAAGACCUAUUUUUGAGCGGUGUGUCUGGGGAAACGGUGCAGUACAUUGCGAUAUCCCCCUGGGGUCCUUCUAAAGCAGUCGAAGACUCAACAUGGACUGUUCUUCCUGUCAGGUCCUCAAGUACUUUGGCACAUUCCACCGUACAAUUCUCACCGGACUCACCGACUCUACAAGCAUUCGCCGAAACCCUUCAGAGGGCUGCUUCCUCAAAAUUAUCGACGAAUAACAGAAGCGGGAUUGAAAUACGUGUCCUAGAUAUCGUACCAUUACCUUUAGAGACAAUUUUUGUUACAAUUGAGGGGGAGUCUGCGAAGAGAUUAGAAAAUGGAGAAGGGACAUUUCACGGAGAACAUCCGCAGACGAACGGACACUCAAAGUCAUUUACAAAUGGGGUAAGCCCAGAGGAUAAACUGACCAAGGCGAUUCGAGAAGCUUUAAGAUCGUUGAAAGUCGUUCAUACAGGAGAUUUUGUUCAAUUACCUUUGCAACCCCAUCCUAUCACCCAUGUUCCCCCCCCUCCAGCAAAAGUAACUCUUAGCGAGCCUGUGGGACAAGGACUACUGUCGCCAAAAACCAAGAUAAUUGUCACACAAACUGGCCAUCAUGCAAAAAGUCAAUCAAAACAAUCGCCUAUCCCAAUGAGCCGAGGGCUGAAUCAAGUGACGGAAGAGGACGAAGAUACAAGUAAUGACCAAUUCUAUUCCGCUGCCGAGGACAGAUAUAAAACCGAUACUGCUUUUGAGGAGGAAUCUGAUUAUGUUACAGAAACAGAAACAGACACGGAGCUAGACAGUAGUGCCGAUAAUGAUAGUCUUUCGGAUGAUUCCAUGGACGACAUGAUCUCCUUACAAGCACCCAUGCUACCAGCUCACAACGCCAGCGGAAUUUCCACGAUACAACCGGGAUCUCCCCAAACAGUUGUACCCGGCGGACGAAGAACGAAUGGUGCCGCUACGCCAGGAUCGGUAUUCUCUUCUUUCACGACAACUACUCGUGCUGGUGGACAAAGCGGAAGGUUGUUCAAAACGCAAGGACUAGCUAUACCACUCUCCGACGAGAUGCUACACCCCAAGCCGAAUGCCGACGAUGAUGAGGAGGCGAGGAUAUUUGUGGAUAUCAACUCUCUAACCAAGAUUGGGUGCUUUUCAGGAGAUUGGGUAAGGUUAGAGGCAGCCGCAGAACCUCCUGCUAAUGGAGUUGGUCUAUUAGGCCUGGGGAGCUUUGGAGAAGCAGAUGAAGACAAACCCUGGCGGCCUGCGAAGGUUUUUGGCCUCCCAGAAAACUAUUCACACCGUCCCAUGACCAAAAUACCACGUGGUAAGCAAGAGGGUCGAAGACUGUCUUUUUUUGAGUCACAAGUUCAGAAACCCGCCACCCCGUCGGCUUACAUGUCACCUAUCCUCCUUGCAAAUUUGGAGAACACUUCCUACUGUCGCAUUGCUCCCCUGAAACUACCAUCACAGGCAGUAACAUUGAAAGCGCCGUCGGCUAAGAUUACUGGCUCUUCUUCCCCCCCGGUGGCCAAGGAGUUAACUCUCAUGAAGAUCUCCACCCCUGCCUCUAACGAGCGCACCUUGCAAAACGCUUUGUUUGCUGGACUGAAAAAGCAUUUUGCUGGAAAAACGAGAAUCGUUAGAAAAGGUGACCUCAUUGCUGUUCCAAUCGAUGAAGCCCUUGGUCGAACUCUAAGUCAGUCAUCUACAAGCGAGGACCUUGAAAUUGAUGAUAUGUUAUCAAACGCGAAACUCAAUGACUCCGAACCUAGUAAAUCAAGCAAGACGAGUGGAGUUGCUUGGUAUAGAGUAAGCUACGUUGGUUUGACGAAGGAAAAUACAGAAGGUAGCGAGGAUGAUGACGUAUGGGGAGGUGUAGCCUCGAUUGACGCCUCGAACACACGUAUGAUGCAGUCUGGGAGCGAAAAUAGUCGCUUACCUGCAACUAUGGAGAAUUCCUGGGAACAUUACUUGGGACUCAAGUCGAUAUCUAAGAAUGAUUUGGAAUCCACCGCAAUACCGGAAAUAAAAAGACCACAUGUCACGACUUUGCAACGACGAUUGAGGGAAUUAAUAGCCACAGCCACAAGCCCUAGAGCUAUACAUCUGAAGCUACCGCCACUCGCAAUAUUGCUUGUGUCUACGCAACGUGGCAUUGGAAAAGCAACAUUAGCAACCAAGGCUUGUGCAGAUAUUGGUUUACAUACCUUUAAGCUUGAUGCUGUCGAUAUCGUCGGCGAAGGUGGAGCUGGAAGCGACGUCAAAACUGCCGGAUUUCUAGAGGCGCGCGCUGAAAGAGCUAUGAAUUGUGGCCCUGAGUUUUGCGCACUCCUUAUACGUCACAUCGAAUCACUCACUGCCGACAGAAUGGUCACUACAUUAAAAGAAAUUCAAAGUGGAACGAGAGUGAUUAUUGCGACCACAACUGAGGUCGACAAGAUUCCAGACGGAAUCCGAGGCUUGUUCACUCACGAACUCGAAAUGACUGCUCCUGAUGAGUGGGAACGAGAGGGAAUACUUCGUGCUAUAAUUGAUGACCAAGCUAUCGAUCUCGCACUAGACGUAGACCUUAGUUCAGUCGCUGUAAAGACUGCUGCUCUCGUGGCCGGAGAUUUAGUUGAUGUUGUAGAUCGAGCUCUUGUGGCACGGAACGCUAGGAUAGAAAUACUCGCAGCUGCAUGUACCAAUGCUGAAAAUGUUGUUACAGUGCGCGAUAUUCUUGUUUCUGGUGGGGCGGCAGGUCGUUGCCUCACCAAAGCAGAUUUUGAUUUUGCAGUAGACGCCGCACGGAAGAAUUUUGCUGAUUCCAUCGGUGCACCCAAGAUUCCAAAUGUUGGUUGGGAUGAUGUAGGUGGACUUUCGAAUGUCAAGGAUGCAGUAAUGGAAACCAUUCAAUUACCUCUGGAGAGACCAGAAUUAUUCGCAAAAGGCAUGAAGAAAAGGUCUGGCAUUUUGUUUUAUGGCCCUCCUGGUACUGGAAAGACUUUACUUGCGAAGGCUAUUGCGACGGAAUUCAGUCUCAAUUUCUUCAGUGUCAAAGGUCCGGAGUUACUGAACAUGUACAUUGGUGAAUCUGAGGCCAAUGUUCGACGGGUCUUUCAACGUGCGCGUGACGCACGACCUUGUGUUGUUUUCUUCGACGAGCUUGACUCUGUCGCACCUAAGAGAGGCAAUCAAGGAGACAGUGGUGGGGUCAUGGACCGUAUUGUGUCGCAAUUGUUGGCGGAGUUAGAUGGCAUGUCUGAUGGGGAUGACGGUGGUGGAGGUGUCUUUGUUAUAGGUGCAACUAAUCGACCGGAUCUUUUGGAUGCAGCCUUAUUGAGACCAGGAAGAUUUGACAAGAUGUUGUACUUGGGAGUAAGUGAUACGCACGAAAAGCAAGAGACGAUUUUGGAAGCUUUAACAAGGAAAUUUACACUCUCCCCUACACUAUCCCUUUCACGUGUCGCUGCCACACUUCCAUUUACAUACACCGGAGCAGAUUUUUAUGCUCUCUGUUCUGAUGCUAUGCUGAAGGCUGUAACUCGUCAAGCAUCACUCGUGGACUCACAUGUCGCCGAACUCAACUCCCAACGAGUAAGCGAGGGCAAAGGAAAGGUCUCAACAGCAUAUUGGUUUGAUCAUUAUGCGAAAGAAGAUGAUUUACGUGUGGUAGUACAAGAGGAGGACUUUGAAGCUGCAGGAAGAGAGUUAGUUCCUAGUGUUAGUGCAGGAGAAUUGGAGCAUUAUGCAAGAGUUAGAAGUCAAUUCGAGAGCGUAAAAGAUAAGGAUAAAGGUGCGCAAAGACCUACCUCAUCAGGAAGUUCGAGGAGUUCGAGAAAAGGGAAAGGAAAAGGAAGAGUAGAUGUUAAAGGCAAAGGAAAGGCGAGAGACGUGGAUGGGUGGGGUGAGAACGCCGAGGAUGGUUAUUAUAAUGGCAGCGAUGAGGAACAACUUAAUGGUACGGUCAGAGUGAAGGGGAAAGGAAGGGAGUCUGUACAAGGGCUAUUUCAGGAGGGAAGUAUGGAGGAUGAAGAGAAUUUAUAUUGA